Messenger RNA from Metopolophium dirhodum (rose-grain aphid), 1414 nucleotides. RefSeq lists its product as uncharacterized. Lineage: Eukaryota; Metazoa; Arthropoda; Insecta; Hemiptera; Aphididae. The record is from RefSeq and is a predicted model, not a curated record. The transcript is spliced from 2 exons. The coding region runs from base 170 to 982 and encodes 270 amino acids.
GUCCGUCGGCACCACUACUGAAACUCGUGUCCUUCGGCCCGAAGUCGUCCGUUCCCGAUUUGUGUACGAAUCCGACAGGUGUCUGCAGUAGUGUUCUUCGCUGUCGCCGUAGACGUACCAAAAGUCGAUUUACUUAUAUUAUAUAUUUUGAUAACCCGUCGCUAUCACGAUGACGUCGAAUCAACUGGUCGUCGGCGCCGCCGCCGUGCUGUGGUGGUCGUGUGCCUCCGCCGCCACCGCCGACGUCUUUCCCGUUGACCAAGUCGCGUCUGCAGCCAACACCGCCGAAGGAUUGUCCAGCCUGGCUGACAUUUCACGGACAAUCGAAGCUCAAGGGUUGCUGAUGUCGUCCGGCACUCCGUUCGACUUGUUGGAAGCUUGGAUGACCGGUGACGACGGCGGCGAACCGGCCGAAGGUCGGGGGAAAAAACCCAAACCAGCGAUGAUGGCCAUGACGAUGGCCGGUACGGCGGCCGUCAGCAUGCUGAUGAUGAAGGCCAUGGCCGCGAUCAAGCUGUUCAUCAUACACUCGUUUUUCGCCACCAAGCUGGGUAUCGUGGUCGGCGCCUACCUGUUGGCGUGCAAGCUGAUGGAAAUGAAACAGUCGCCGGCCAAGAAGUCGGUGCAGGUCAAGUGGGUGUCGGCGCCCGCGCACUUUGACGAACAUCCCCCGCAGAUGGCGCCCAUGGUAUCCCACUACUCUGACGCCGGCCAGUCGUCUUACGAACCGCAACAGGAGCCGCAGCAACACCAACAUCAACCCACCGACCAGUACGGACCACCGCCGCAAAACCAACAUCAGCCCACCGACCAGUACGGACCACCACCGCCACAGCAACAUUACAUGUCGUCCGGAGACUUCAACGGCGGCGGCGACAUGCAGGCGCACUAUUCGUACGUGAGUCCGGUCACGUACAGGCCGGCGUUGGUCAACCGCAAUCAGUCGGACAACAUAGUCAAGUCCGGCAGAGUGAAGUCAUAAGACGAAACUGCUGCCGUCGACGAUCGCAUAUAAUUAUUAUAAUUUAUUUUGCUGGUACAUUACAGGACCAAUUUUGUUUUUUUUUUUUAAGAAAAAUAUCCUCUACUCGCACUGUAUACAACGCGUGCUGUAUCCCACUACACCCAAGUACCUCAAACCUAAUUAAUUAAUUAACUGAAAUCCACGACUCUCAGAAAACCCCAUAUAAACACACACGCGCGUCUUUGUUUAUAUAGUCCCGACUCUACGUAUAGCCAAACCGAAUUCGCAACAGUAAUAAAGUAUAGGUAUAGUGAAUCGUUCACGGUGAUCCAAGUGUAGAGUGAGAUGUAUAUACAAUUUUAUAAUUUAUUUUGGCAAGACGAAUUUUUCAAUUAUUACCUAUACAGAUAAUCAUAGUUAUUAUAUUAUAGAACAUAUUGUAUUUUUAUU